CCCGGAGUUUCCGCCCGACACGGCGGCCGGCAGGACGAGGAUCCCUGGAGGGGAGCGGCGGCCCCGCCCCGAGUCCGAGCGCAGAGGGCAGGUCCGCAGGGCCGGAGCCGGGGGUCACCCAGCCGGUCCCGGGCGAACCCCGCGGAGCAGCCGAUGAGCCGCUGGUGCGCGCCGCCGGGGACCGCUCCUGCGGGGGAGUCCGCCCGGCACCUCCGCUCGGGCGGGGCGGCGGCUUGCCCCGACGGCCGCGGCUGCGGGUAGGAGACAGGAGAGAUCCCGGGGCCAGACCCGGACCCCACCUUAGCGCUCCUGCGCGGCGCGGAGACGGGACUCGGGAUCGUCGCCAGAGCCACCCCCUGACGGCCGGCGCCCCCUGCAGACCCGAACGAGGGACGCGUUUCCAGGGGCUCGCCGCUCCGGCUCCGACAGCCACCAUGCCUCUGCCCCCCGCACCCCCGCGCCCCGGCCGCCCCUGACGCCCGCGCGCCAUGGCUGCGCCCCAGAGCUGUGACAGGGGCCGAGUGGCCUCCACCCUCCGCUACUGCCUGUCGGUCUGCGGCACCGUGUUCCUGAUCGCCGGGACGCUCUGCUUCGCGUGGUGGAGCGAAGGGGAUGAUAAGGGCGUUCCGCCCAGCCAGCCGGCCCCGCCCACUGGGCACCCUGCGCCCGAGGCCCCCAGGCCCCUGCUCAGGUCCAUCAGCUUCUUCUGCUUCGGGGCAGGCGGCUUGCUGCUGCUCCUGGGCCUGCUGUGGUCCAUCAAGGCCCAUGCCUGGGGGUCACCCCGACGUGACCCGUAUCACCUCUCCAGAGACCUGUACUACCUCACGGUGGAGCCGUCGGAGAAGGAGAGCUGCAGGACCCCAGAGCUGGUGCCCAUCCCCACUUAUGAGGAGGCCGUGCGCUGCCCGCUGGUGGAGGGGCCCCCGGCACCACCUGCGUACCCCACAGAGGAAGACCCGCUGUGCAGCGCCUCGGAGGCUGCCCUGCUUGGGGGCCCGCCUGCCUCGCCUCCGCCCAGCUACGAGAGUGUCAUCCCCGCCGCUGCUGCUGUCCCCGGAGAGACAAUGCCAGCUGGUCCAGGCCACAGUGAGAGGACAGGAAAGGCCCCUCACAGGCCCUGAGUCCAGAGACAGUGCAUGAGCUUCUCGCAGUGCCUGCCGCGGGGCCUGGCUCACAGCAGGCCCUCCGCGGGCACUGGGCUCUCAGGGCUGUUUUAUUCUGUUGCUGUGUAACAAGUGCUUAGAGCGAAUCCAUUUUCUCAUCUCUCC
This is a messenger RNA of Pipistrellus kuhlii (Kuhl's pipistrelle), 1268 nucleotides long. It is a transcript of the gene TMEM61, whose product is annotated as transmembrane protein 61. The record is from RefSeq and is a predicted model, not a curated record. NCBI's taxonomy places the organism in Eukaryota, Metazoa, Chordata, Mammalia, Chiroptera, Vespertilionidae. The coding region runs from base 489 to 1121 and encodes 210 amino acids. The transcript has 3 exons.